Messenger RNA from Anopheles merus, 2381 nucleotides. RefSeq names its product putative mediator of RNA polymerase II transcription subunit 26 (gene Msr-110). The transcript has 6 exons. The record is from RefSeq and is a predicted model, not a curated record. Lineage: Eukaryota; Metazoa; Arthropoda; Insecta; Diptera; Culicidae. Bases 282 to 2033 code for a protein of 583 amino acids.
UUCAAACUAAUUCAAACGUUCCGCGACUGUUCACGCGAACGGACGUCCCCUCGGUCAGAGCAGCAAGAAGCAAAUCGCGUAUCUUCCCUUUUCCCCACCCUUGGUCCGUGCCAGCAGGAACCAAGAUCUCGCAAGCGUUUCGUAAUCCGUCUUUCGGGUUUCGGUGUGCCCUCGGUCCGUUUCGUUUGUUUGUUUGUUCCGUGGCUUCCGUGGUUUCCGUUUUGCGCAAACAGUGCUGUGAGUAGCGCGAGCGAUCAACGCCGAUCAUCCAUCCUACCAAGAUGCUGGAGAAGGAACCGGACUCGAUGGCCGUGACGAUGAAGCAGGAUUAUGCUGCGAGUGAAGUGUACAGCACCACCAGUGAAGCCCCACCCGCCUACAAAAUGCGCCAAGCCAACUCGGUGAAGAUCGCCAAGAUCAUCGCGAUCACCGUGGUGCUGUCGUCCUUCAUACUGGGAUCGUUCAUCCUGGCCUCGUCGUACCUGCAGGCGAAGCAGUCCUGCGACCAAAUGCAGGCCCUCGAUGCCGUCCUCAACAAGGAGUUGAUGCUGGAAGCGAUGCAGCAGGAGAUGCCAAAGGCUCAGGCACUGAUGCAGGACAACCUGUCGGCCGAUGAGAGCAACCUCCAGACCAUCGAUCGGGAGGAGAGCAAGAAGCACAAGCAGGAAGCGGAGGCCCACAAACAUCACAAGGAAGAUUCGGACGAGUCGGGCGACUCGGAGGAUGAGGACGAUUCGUCGAACGAUGGCGAAAGCGAUGAGUUGAUCGACAUGAACAACCGUCACCGUGUCAACCUGCCGCUCGAUCUGCAUCUGACCGAUCUGGCGAGUGCUAUCCUUCGGGAAAACCAGAAGUCCCGCAUGAACUGCAUCGUGGAGCGACGCCGUUCUGAGGAGUUGGUCGAUUCGCCGCCGAAGAUGGUGCGCCUGCCGUUCGGCAUGGAUCUGACCACGGACCCGAAGCAGCAGAAGGUUACCGGUGAGCGCAUUGCCAUCUUCUGCGAGUCGGGCAAUGAGCUGAAGAACGAGGAUGCCGAGCCUGUCCGCCAGAUUCUGAUCCCGAUCCCGCCGGUUCGUACCUUCGGCCCGCUCACCCACCUGCCCCAGCAGAUGGGUCCACCCGCCCAAACCAUCAUUCGCCAGAUGCCACGACCAAUCUUCCCGAUGCCCCUGAUGAACCCCCACCAACAACAGCAGCAGCAGCAACAGUCUCAGCAGCAGCUGCCCCCGAUCCCGGCCUCGAUCAUGCAGGCCCCGCGCCCGGACGGACCGAUGGGUCGCCCGAACUUCCACCCCUUCCUCCAGCAGCUGCCCCAGAUCAUGGCCGCCCAGAUGCACCAGCAGCAGUCGGCACCGCAGCCCCAGCCCGCCGCCAUGCCACCGCACACCGAGGUCCGCAUCCAUCUGCAGCGCGUUCCGAUCCCGGAGUUCAUGCGCCCCUUCCUGCCGCCCCAGAUCGUCCGCAGCCAGCCGGAACCGGAACAGCAGCAGCAGCAGCAGCCAGCUCCCCAGCAGCAACAGCAGCAGAUGCCCCAGCAGCAGGAGGUCCAGAUCCGUGAGAUGCCGAUCGACAUGGCGAUGCACAAGUUCCCGGUGCCCUCGUCGGAGGAGAUGAACGUGGCCGACUUUGCCGCCCAGAAGUUUACCGAGCAGCUGCGCUCGCUCAUCGCCCGCAUUGCCGAGUCGGAGGAAAGCGAGGAGGAGACCGAUUCCUACCGCAACGUGCCGGACCAGGAGGGCCCAUCGCCACACUCGGACGAGCGCGAGCUGCAGGAGCAGCAGCCGCCGCGCCCAACCGAGCCGGAAAUGGCACACCAGGCACAGGAGGAGCAGGAGCAUCAGGUCCAGCACCAGUCGGAACAGCAAGUGGCGCAACAGCAGCAGCCCGUGCCGCAGCCGAUGCUGCCGAUGGGACGAAUCCACUACGGUCGCAGUCUACUGACCCCGAUCAGCCUGCCCGGCAAGGUGGUGGAGACGUCCGCCUCCGAGGAGGAUGCUGUCCGUCCGCACUAUGUCCAGCCACGAUCGGUUUAAAUCGAUAGUAACGAUAGGAGAGGGCUUACCCAAUAUCCAAAAAACAGAAAAACGGUAGCAGCACUCCUUUUCUCCCCACAACACCCUAUGGGCUUGUUAUUUUUUCUCCUUUUCUCCCGUUUUGUGUGUGUGCUACCCCAAACACAACCACACGCCGACACAAAUUGUGAUGUGAUUUUAAAAAAAUGCAGAAUUACCACGCCACGGACACAUAUCCUAGCUACUACCACAUCCACAUCCUACUGGACAGCAAACCCCAUCAGCGAUAAAUCAGCGAAUCUCAACGUGGUGUGUGGUUGCCCGCACGCAAAAAAAAAAAAAAAACAUCACCCUUUAAAGACAAGGGAA